GAUCUUUUUAACAGUAUCUGGGCUCCAUGUUGGUGAAGGAGCUGAGAGGGACGGAGUCGACGCAAGAUGCCUGCGCUAAAAUGAGGAAGUCUACGGAACAGAUGAAGAAAGUACCGACCAUCGUCCUCUCUGUGUCCUACAAAGGAGUGAAGUUCAUCGAUGCCACCAAUAAGAACAUCAUAGCAGAGCAUGAGAUUCGUAACAUCUCAUGUGCAGCUCAGGAUCCAGAGGAUCUGUCUACGUUUGCCUACAUCACCAAAGACCUCAAAUCCAGUCACCACUACUGCCAUGUCUUUACUGCUUUUGAUGUGAAUCUGGCCUAUGAGAUCAUCUUGACGCUUGGCCAGGCCUUUGAGGUGGCCUAUCAGUUAGCGCUGCAAGCCAGGAAGAGUGGCCAUGGAUCGGCGACGCUGCCGGAAAGCUUUGACAGCAAGCCGGGCAAGCCUGUGCCCAAACCCCGAGUCAACAUCCGCAAAUCAGUUAUCAUGUCUCCCUCCAGCCGCUGGUCACUGGGCCAUAUUUAUACCCCUCACCGGCCUCCUCUCCACCCUCCUCUUCCACCCCCUCGACUCUUCCAUCUUCCUUACAAAGCUCAGUUCCAGAUGGAGCAGCCAUCCAUGGACCAGAAGGGCCAUGCAAACGUGCCGUGGAUUGUGGAGCCUGGACAGGAGGCAAAGAGAGGAGUCAACACCAAGGCAAUGGCGGACGCUCAUGUCUAUUACUGUGGAAUGCAAAGAAUGUAGCCAGCCCUAAACAUGGACCUAGUCACACUUACAAUGCAAAAUGGACUACAAACGGACCCUCUUGCUCACUUUUUAAAAAGGACAACAAAACAUGGACGCCUCUCCACAAUGUUACCCCUCCAUUCACACUAACAGGACUGCAUCGCGACAGACGACCAGUCUGCUCUGAAUGUACACUUACUUGAACGCAGCCUCAAAUUUCUGCAACUGUCGGUUUGAUGAAGCCCAGCUUCUCCAUGGAGUCUGAAAAUGGAUACAGGACAUCAGUGGGCAUGUUUAACAUAAUGGCAUGGGUUCCAGGGUAUCUGGCUGGCUAAUUUCUUAUUUUCUUUACUGUCAGAAAAAAAAAUAAACAUAUGCACAGCUGUGUAAAUGUGAUUGGAUUUGCUGCAACAACACGCUAAAGAUGCAA
Molecule: messenger RNA, 1155 nt
Organism: Cyprinodon variegatus (sheepshead minnow)
Lineage: Eukaryota; Metazoa; Chordata; Actinopteri; Cyprinodontiformes; Cyprinodontidae
Product: ankyrin repeat and sterile alpha motif domain-containing protein 1B-like
Exons: 7
Coding region: 27-743 (238 amino acids)
Cellular component (GO): cytosol
Source: RefSeq, a predicted model, not a curated record